AGUAGAGAAAGAAAAAGAGAAGGAGAAAGGAUCAUCAGGAACCACUAAAACCCCUGCCGAUUUCCUCAAAUCCAUUCGCGGCCGCCCCGUUGUCGUUAAGCUCAAUUCCGGCGUUGAUUAUCGUGGUAUCCUAGCUUGUCUAGAUGGCUAUAUGAAUAUUGCAAUGGAACAGACAGAGGAGUAUGUCAAUGGCCAACUGAAGAACAAAUAUGGCGACGCCUUCAUUCGAGGGAAUAAUGUUCUGUACAUUAGUACUUCAAAGAGGACUCUAGCAGAAGGAGCUUAGCAAGAGCAGCAGGAUUCCAGAACGUUUUGAUUUUGGAAUACACUUUCUUUGUUCAGUUAUAGUUUUUCAGCAGAACUAUAUAAAAGUAUGGAUUUUAACUUAUGUUCAAAUCAUGAUUUAAUAUUAAAGAUCAUGUUUAAAUGUAAUUCAAUGCAAUAUUUCCAAAUAUGUUGAAAGAUGUUGAAGCUUAGUUUGCAAUUUCUUUAUCAACGUUUCUUCAAAAUUGGAAUUCGAAAA
Molecule: messenger RNA, 523 nt
Organism: Arachis ipaensis
Lineage: Eukaryota; Viridiplantae; Streptophyta; Magnoliopsida; Fabales; Fabaceae
Source: RefSeq, a predicted model, not a curated record